This is a messenger RNA of Zychaea mexicana, 1014 nucleotides long. RefSeq lists its product as uncharacterized. The record is from RefSeq and is a predicted model, not a curated record. Bases 1 to 1014 code for a protein of 337 amino acids. Gene Ontology annotation, cellular component: membrane. The transcript is spliced from 3 exons. Lineage: Eukaryota; Fungi; Mucoromycota; Mucoromycetes; Mucorales; Lichtheimiaceae.
AUGCCGCGAGAAGAAGUGAUAGACGUUGUCAGAGACGAGCGAACGCCCCUUUUGCAACAACAACAACAGCAGCAGCAAUCAGAACCACACAAUGCGAAAUCAGAAGCAUUAGGCCUUCUCUUAAUGACGCUCUCCGCUUUGGCAUUUUCUACAAUGUCUCUUUGCGUCAAAUUGAGCGGUGCUCAAUUCCCUUCAUUUGAGAUCGUGUUGGCACGAUCGAUCGUCCAAGCCGGCCUCGGUAUUAUUGGCAGUAUGUGGAUUGGCAUCAAUCCGUUUGGUCGAAAGAGUGUACGCAAAUGGCUUGCUCUCAGAGGCACUGUCGGUUCUUUUGGAUUGGCCUUGUUCUUUUACAGUAUUACACAACUGCCCCUUGCAGAUGCAACUGUGAUCUUCUUCCUCAAUCCCACGUUCACGGCUAUCUUGGCUGCUCUCGUCCUUGGUGAACCUUUCGGAUGGUUUGAAGGGCUAUGCGCAGCACUGUGCAUGCUUGGCGCCACUUUGGUAUCCAAGCCAGAAUUUUUGUUUGGCGACGAUCACGACGUCCCGCAAGACUCCACAGCAGCUGGACGCAUGUUUGCUAUCUUUUGCGCAUUGCUUGGUGCUGUCAUGUCUGCAUUUGCCUAUGUCACUGUCCGUAAGAUCGGCAAAGGUGCCCAUUUCUUGGUUCACACUGUAUACUUUGGAUUGAUUUCAUGUGUUAUUUCGCCACCUGCUCUCUACAUGUUCCAAGAGUUUGUUUGGCCCAAGGGCUGGAAGGAGUAUGGCAUUCUUUUUAUGACUGGUGUCACUGCAUUUAUUGGCCAGUGUCUACUCAACAAGGGACUGCAACUUGUUCCUGCUGGACCAGGGACGCUGAUGCGUAUGAAUGAUGUCGUGUUUGCCUUUAUCUUUGGCAUCUGUGUCCUCCAUGAAUACCCUGAUAUAUUUAGUGUCACUGGUACGCUCAUUAUUGUUUCCAUGACAACAGCCAUUGGCUUACGCAAAUGGUACAACAGCAAAAUCUCUCGAGGAUAG